AAAUGCAAAUUUAUAAAAUUAUAAAAAUUGUUCCACGAAAAUUUGUUGUAAUAUAUUUUAUAUAUAUAAGUUAAUUGAUAUUUUUUUUUGUAAACAGAAAAAUUAAAGUUAUAGAAAAUUUACUUAAGAUAAAUAUGAGAAAAGCUAUGUAAACUUUGUAUAGUAUAUGCAUAUAUAUGUAUAUAUUUUUUCUGAAAGAAUUUUCUCUUAGGUUAAAGAAAUGAUAUAUACAGAAUUGUAUAGACAAAUAUAUAUUAAAAUUUUUAUUUUUACGAUUUUCAAUAAUAUUUUAAAUAAUAUUUCAAUAUAAAGAUUUAAUAUUAUAAAGUAUUUAGGAAAUUAUAUAGUAUUUAAGAAAUAUUUACUAUGAAUCACUUCAAAUGUAUUUUAGAUAGGACUUCACAAUGUGAGUUAAGAAGAUUACAGUCUUCGUUGUCAAUAUCAAACUCCAAAAUUCAAAUACCUGCUAGAAUAAAACGUAAUUCUACUGAUAUUUUACAUGCUCUUGAAAGCACUCUACCUAAAGAUUCUAAUAUGCAUAUAAUAAAAAAUUUUAUGUAUCAUGAUGAUCCUUAUUUACUUCCAAUCAAAAAAUUGGAUUAUCGUCGUUUUGCAUUAUCAUAUGAAUCAGGUAGAAAAGCUGCAAUGUGGAUUCAUAGAGAACAUGGCGAUUUAUUUCCAAAACAUCUUUCAAAUCCAGAAAUUAAGGCAUUUAAACCAUUUCCAAAAUAUACUGAUAAAAAUCAAGUAUCAGAAGAAAUAUUAUUAAAUGUUAUAUCUCAAUGUAAAGUGUCUGAUGCUUUACAUAUCUAUAACUUAUUAGAUACUAAUGUUUCUAAUGGAACAAAACAAGCACUUUUAGAAUUAUUAUGUUUUUAUAAUUGUAAAGAAUAUGUAAUUAAGAAUUUGAUAUUUGAACAAUGGUUUACUUCAUCCAAAAAAAACUAUGUUUGGCAAUAUGAGAAUGAAAUUAAAGAAUUAUUUAAUUUCUUAAAAACUCAGGAUAAUUCAACAGCAGCAGCUGCUUAUAAUAUUAUGAUAUGUGGUUUAACAAAAUAUUUUAAAGUAAAUGAUGCUUGGAAAUUAUAUCAAGAAUGCAAAAAAAAAGAUAUUCCAUUUAAUCUUACUACUUGGAAUUAUGUAAUAAGAUUAUUUUCAAAAGUUUUUAAUAAAAAAAAAUUAAAUGAGGAAUAUAUAUUUGAGUUUCUUAUAUUAAUGAAUAAAAAUAAGGUUAAACCAAAUAUUCAAACAUUAAAUGCUAUUCUUAAAAUGGUUAUUGAAUUAAAAACAGAAAAUGUUAAAGAUAUUAUAAAACAUUUACUUUUAGAAUUCAAAAAUAUGAAUAUAAAAUUUUCAUUAGGAACAUAUUAUUAUAUUAUAAAAGGAUUUACAAGUUAUGAUACGUCCAAUUCACAAGAUAUUUUCAUACAAAUUCUACGUACAUUGAAAAAUAAAACAUUUACCAUUCAAGAUCCAAUGGAUAAUAAUUUUUUUAAAUUUUCUAUGUAUUUAGCUUCUCAGUAUAAUAAUAAAGAGGCUGGUAAUUUAAUCCAUGAACUUCUUCUUACAGGAGAUAAUUAUAAAUUUAUUUCUACAGUAGUAAUGGAAAGUGAUUAUUUUAAUUCAUAUUUAUUAUUAUUAUUAUCAACAAGCUCAAUUAAAGAAUUCUUUGAGGUUUACGAAAAAAUUGUUCCAAAUAUAUAUGUGCCAACAAAACAACUCUUAAUAAAUAUAAUAAAUGAAUUAAAAUCCUGUGAUUUAUACAUUUUAAAAUAUUUACCGAGAUUAUGGUCAGACAUAAAUACCUACAUUCAAAUGGAUUUAUCAAUAAAACUUAUUAUAAUACAUUUAAUGAAAAAGACUAUUUCAUCAACUAAUUCAUCAUGUUUAAGAACAACUUUUAUAAAUGCAGCAUUGGAUUGUUGGAAUGAAAUAAAGAAUCAAAUCAUCAGAGGAAAAACAAAUAAAACGAUUGAAACUAACAUGAUAACUGAUAUAUCAAUAUUGUUAUUACACGGUGAUUUUGUGAAAGAAAGCAUCGAAGUUUUGACAUUUAUUAAUAAAUCAGAUUUAUGUAUUUCAGUAAUGACUGAAAGACAAGUAAAUGAAUUAAUUGAUCUAUAUAUUUCAAAACAAUGUAUGAAAGGAUGUCUUCUCAUUGUUGAUUACCUUGUAAACUUAGGAUUUAGUAAUCAAGUCGAUGCAAUAAUUAGAAAAUUGCAGAAUCUUCCAAAAUUUACGAACGCUGAUCGUAAAAAAUUGAUUAAUUUAGUGGGAAAGCAAGUUUUACAUAUAUUGAAUGAAAAACAAUUAAAUUAAUCACGACUAUGUAUAAAAAGAGAAAAUAUUUAUAACAUUAUUUACUUAACAACAUAUUUUUUUUUUAUCUCUACAAUUAAGUCAAAAUACGAUUAUAUAAAACUUAUAAUAUUUAUUAUCAUUUCUCUAUUAAAUUUCUAUUGUAUGUAUAAAAAUUUCAAUCAAUUUGUCAUUCAAAGAAUUGAAAUUAUAUGCAUGAUUGGUAUGUAUUAAUGUCCUUGCCCCCCUAACUAGGGUACUUACGAUUAAUAAAUUAAUGUAUGUAUGCGAUA
This is a messenger RNA of Apis mellifera (honey bee), 2591 nucleotides long. RefSeq names its product protein PTCD3 homolog, mitochondrial-like. Gene Ontology annotation, molecular function: rRNA binding; ribosomal small subunit binding; protein binding. Gene Ontology annotation, biological process: mitochondrial translation. The coding region runs from base 367 to 2319 and encodes 650 amino acids. NCBI's taxonomy places the organism in Eukaryota, Metazoa, Arthropoda, Insecta, Hymenoptera, Apidae. Gene Ontology annotation, cellular component: mitochondrion. The transcript has 10 exons. The record is from RefSeq and is a predicted model, not a curated record.